UUAUCGGAAAUUUUCCGUUGCAUGACGGAAUGCACUAAUUUCUGACCGUUGAUUUUGGCUCGGCAGAUCAUCGGCAGAUAUUUUCCCCUGUAAAAUACAUUUCAUCCAUUUCCGUUCUCUCCCUCCAUUUCCUCAUUUCUUGAAUUUUCCUAGAUCACCUUCUAUUCCAAACAACAUGGCUGCCAAAACCUUCAUCGUUACCGGUGCCUCGAGAGGUAGGGAACCAACACUACAUAUUGUUCAUGUCGGCAUCUAAUUAUGCGACCUUCGACGCUAAAUAUCCCACCCAUGGUAUAGGUAUUGGUCUUGCAACGGCUAAGUUCCUCCUCUCGGCGCCUCAAUCCCACAAUGUGGUAGUGAUGGCCCGUAGCGCGGAGCCCCUUCAGAAGCUGAAAGACCAGUACCCCACUCAAGUUGAGGUCCUGACCGGCGAUCUUGCGGACUUCUCGCUCGGCCAGAAGGCCGUUGACCUGGCCUUGAAGGCCUUCGGUCAUCUCGAUGGCUUGGUUCUUAACCACGGCAUGCUGGGCCAAGUUGCCAACGUCGCGGAGGCGGAUCCGAAACAAUGGCAGCAUGGAUUUGAUGUCAAUUUCAUUAGCUUGGUGACUUUCAUCAAAGCUGGACUCCCCGCACUUCGCAAAUCCAAGGGUAAGAUCAUCUUGACGUCUUCCGGCGCAUCCGUCUCGGGAUUCAAGGGAUGGGGUCUGUAUGGCGCGACCAAGGCAGCCAUGAACCACCUGGCUUUGAGCCUUGGCGAAGAAGAGCCUGAUGUGACGUCCGUGUCCAUCGACCCGGGUUUGGUUGAUACCGAGAUCCAGAGACAGAUUCGUGAAGAUCUUGCUACUACUAUGGACCGCCAAUUCCAUUCUGUCUUUACUUCUGUUCACCAGGCUGGAAACCUUCUGAAGCCUGAGCAGCCUGGUAAUGUCAUGGCUAAGUUGGUGAUUGAUGCGCCGAACUCGCUGAGUGGCAAGUACCUGACGUGGAACGACGAAUCUCUGAAGGCUUUCCAGUAGACCUUAUAGAAUAGACCUGUAUAUAUCGUGAUCAGUAUAUACCAUCAUAGAAUAUUAGAUGAC
Molecule: messenger RNA, 1079 nt
Organism: Aspergillus eucalypticola CBS 122712
Lineage: Eukaryota; Fungi; Ascomycota; Eurotiomycetes; Eurotiales; Aspergillaceae
Product: short-chain dehydrogenase
Exons: 3
Coding region: 360-1016 (218 amino acids)
Cellular component (GO): intracellular anatomical structure
Molecular function (GO): oxidoreductase activity, acting on NAD(P)H, oxygen as acceptor
Source: RefSeq, a predicted model, not a curated record